Mizuhopecten yessoensis (Yesso scallop) is the source of this 1551-nucleotide messenger RNA. Its product is annotated as chitinase-like protein PB1E7.04c. The coding region runs from base 1 to 1551 and encodes 516 amino acids. The record is from RefSeq and is a predicted model, not a curated record. Lineage: Eukaryota; Metazoa; Mollusca; Bivalvia; Pectinida; Pectinidae. The transcript has 5 exons.
AUGAUUAAAGAAUUACCUAAGAAUAGAUUUUUCUCAACAACCAGUUCCAUAAUUACUGGGAUAUCAACAACCAGUUCCAUAGUUACUGGGAUAUUAACAAACAAUUCCAUAGUUACUGGGAUAUCAACAAACAAUUCCAUAGUUACUGGGAUAUUAACAAACAAUUCCAUAAUUACUGGGAUAUCAACAACCAGUACCAUAGUUACUGCGAUAUCAACAACCAGUUCCAUAGUUACUGGGAUAUUAACAAACAAUUCCAUAGUUACUGGGAUAUCAACAACCAAUUCCAUAGUUACUGGGAUAUCCACAAACAAUUCCAUAGUUACUGGGAUAUCAACAACCAAUUCCAUAGUUACUGGGAUAUCCACAAACAAUUCCACAGUUACUGGGAUAUCAACAACCAAUUCCAUAGUUACUGGGAUAUCAACAAACAAUUCCAUAGUUACUGGGAUAUUAACAAACAAUUCCAUAAUUACUGGGAUAUCAACAACCAGUACCAUAGUUACUGCGAUAUCAACAACCAGUUCCAUAGUUACUGGGAUAUUAACAAACAAUUCAAUAGUUACUGGGAUAUCCACAAACAAUUGCAUAGUUACUGGGAUAUCAACCGUAGUUACUGUUACUGGGGUAUCAACAACCAGUUCCAUAGUUACUGGGAUAUCCACAAACAAUUCGAUAGUUACUGGGAUAUCCACAAACAAUUCGAUAGUUACUGGGAUAUCCACAAACAAUUCCAAAGUUACUGGGAUAUCAACAACCAAUUCCAUAGUAACUGGGAUAUUAACAACCAAUUCCAUAGUUACUGGGAUAUCAACAACCAAUUCCAUAGUUACUGGGAUAUUAACAACCAAUUCUAUAGUUACUGGGGUAUCAACAACAAGUUCCAUAGUUACUGGGAUAUCCACAAACAAUUCGAUAGUUACUGGGAUAUCCACAAACAAUUCGAUAGUUACUGGGAUAUCAACUGGGAUAUCAACAACCAAUUCCAUAGUUACUGGGAUAUUAACAACCAAUUCCAUAGUUACUGGGAUACCAACAACCAAUUCCAUAGUUACUGGGAUAUCCACAAACAAUUCGAUAGUUACUGGGAUAUCCACAAACAAUUCCAAAGUUACUGGGAUAUCAACAACCAAUUCCAUAGUUACUGGGAUAUCAACCGUAGUUACUGGUAUAUUAACAACCAAUUCCAUAAUUACUGGUAUAUCAACAACCAAUUCCAUAUUUACUGGGAUAUUAACAACCAAUUCCAUAGUUAUUGGGAUAUACACAAACAAUUCCAUAGUUACUGGGAUAUCCACAAACAAUUCGAUAGUUACUGGGAUAUCCACAACCAAUUCCAUAGUAACUGGGAUAUUAACAACCAGUUCCAUAGUUACUGGGAUAUUAACAACCAAUUCCAUAGUUAUUGGGAUAUCCACAAACAAUCCCAUAGUUACUGGGAUAUCCACAAACAAUUCCAUAGUUACUGGGAUAUCCACAAACAAUUCGAUAGUUACUGGGAUAUCAACUGGGAUAUCAACAACCAAUUCCAUAGUUACUGGGAUAUCAUAG